UCUGUCAGUGACCGCGCAAGCGUGCGGUUCGUCUUCAGGAGCUUGCAGCACGCUUCGACAGACAGCCACGAUUUCUCGUAGCAAUCUCAGUGACAGUGGAAAUCCUACGAACCUCUUGUCUGAAAACUGAUUAAAAAAUAGUUGACUUUCGUUUACGGAAAGUGCGAUCGAAUCACUGUUCGAUGUUGCCGGCCAACAUCGCUGGAGAUUUAAAAGAACGUAUUUUCGUGAACUCCCUUGCGGAAAGGAUUUAAAUAGUGCGGCGUGUGUUCGUGAUAGAUGGUAGUUUUUGUUACGCGGAACAGAGUUCAAGGAUCCGGAGGUGUGCCGUGGGCAAGAGAGGAUAGAAAAUCUCGAGGCCGGAGGACGAGCCAGGAGGGCUAUCGAUCAGCUGGAACUUUCGGCACUGCGAAUUUUCAACCCUUAUCUCGGUGGCAACGUGCUGAGUCGCCGAUCGCUCCUUCCCUGUGCCGACGUUCGAACCCCCUUGUCGAUCGACUCCGAUUUGACAUAUUGUGACUCGACGCCGAAGUGCUCGGCACGUUGAAUACACAAUUAAACUGUGAUCAAUCUCCGUGCGAAGAUCGUAUAAAAAUCAAAGUAAGAAUAUGUACAGCAGGGAUAAGAUAAGUUCUCCUCAGUUUUCUAAGUGUCGUCCGGAACCGUGACUUACGUGGAGUAAACUCGUGGAAUUUUCUAUCAUCGACUUUCGACGGCCCAAGAAAAACGAACUCUUUAUUUAUUUUUUCCUCUUCCCUCUCGGCAGUGGAAGCGGGUGUAUAUAACAGGUGCACGAGGGGUAAUUCCGGGUUGCAACUUUCCACGGCUCGUCGUAUUUCACGUGAAACACGCGACGAGCAAAGUUUAAUUUGGGAUUCGUGGCGGAGUUUCGUGUGUACUUUGUCGUACGUAGACGCCAUCCAUCGACGCUCGGUCUCGUGGCGCCCGAUCCCUUUGAAGCCCGGACCGGAAGGAUCGUUUGGACGAAAAGCGGCCGAAAAUUCUCCGCUUUAACCGGUGCUGUGCAGUGUAACUUAGUAAAGAGAAAAAACGAGUACGAGACCCGGCAAAGAAUUUUACGUUCUCCGUGUGUUCGAAUUGCGUGCCUGAUGUUUACAGUGUAAUACAAAGAAAAGAGUGGCAGAGGGGGCGUAUGGUCGUUUAUGAUUGAGGAAGUUCGCAGCUGAGGUGUUCCGUGGAUAUUGGCUCGUCGAUGAAGGUGUGCGAAACUUGUCAAAGUCUCAAUGUGCGAUCCAACGGCUUUAUUGGAUCUGGUGCCGAGCGAGGGAUUACUCAAGAGGCCGUCCAUGGACUAUAACGAGUACACGUAUUGCUACGGUGGUGGUCGAGGGUGUUUGUUGGACAAUUCGGCGCCGAGGGGCCCGCCCGAUGUGCCACCCCGUAACCCUACAAUGAGUCGCGUAAACGGAAGACUGCCAGGAAGUCACGCAGCCAGCGAUUACGAGCGUGAUCCAGACCUUCAGCCGUCCUGUCUCGUACGCACCUCAUCCGGCAGCUUAUACAGUAGACCAAAGAUACCGAAGAAUGAGUACAACAACAAGAACCAGUCCACGGGGAAUAGUCCAAUAAAGGUCGAGCUGCAGAACAACAUGGACAGAGUACCUUUACCGUACAGGCACGCGCCGUCGAUGAUCCCGAUGAGCCGGCAAAGCUGUUGCCAUUUCGUCAAGGGGGUCGAUUGCACCUGGAAGUUGAUUGCAAUGAUACUGCUCAUUCUCUCUUUAUGCGUCACCGCGGCGUUAGCUUAUUUCAUAGUUUCGAGCAUAGGGAAUGGGUCGCAGGGCACGAAGGCGUGCACAGUGUUGGUCGGCGAGAACGCGGACACGAAGCCACUAUCCUCGGACGGGAACAAGACUUCGUCGUCAGCGAUCGCUUCGUCUUCGCAGUCGACAACACGACGGCAACAGGCUUCCUCCGGAGGUAGUAUUAAUAACCCGUCGACGGCUAGCAUGUUGUACGUCCGUAAGCGUAGGGACACGUUUAACCAGCAUGCGUUGCACCAAACCGUCACGUCUCGCGAACCAAAAACCUCGCAAUCCUCGACGACCGAUAACGAUGAGCCAGAAGCCACUGCUGCUACACAGCAGCAGCAGCAGCAGCAGCAAUCUUUAUCAUCGGUCACGUUCGACGAGGAUGACGAUGAUCGCGUUGUGGUUCUGCAUGAAACGGAGCAUGAUAACAAUUCCUCGGAAGUGAAUAUCGAACAGAACGUGGAGUAUGUAAAAGACGAUAAUGACUCGACUCCUAUGGGGACGCUGCUUCAUGUUGUGAAUGUCUCUGAGUCUUCUUCUUCGGUUGUUACUAACUAUUCACGUGAUGUCACUGUCGCUGAUGUAGAAUCUACCUCCUCCUCCUCCUCCUCCUCCUUCUCUUCUCCGUCUGCCUCUGGCUCUGUUAUUGUUGAUCCCACUGUUGCUAGUAGCGAUGAUCGUUCUUCUUCAUUUAAUGAACCUGACCGAUUCACCGAGGCUCGUGCGGAAAACGGUGCCACGUUAAACCGGGAAUCGACUACCGAUUCGGUUACCCGAGUCGACGAUCCGAGCACGGAUAAUGGUAACGUCCCGAGUAGCAGGGAAAGCUCGAGCUUCCCCGGGGCUUACACCGGUCUAGCGUCCUCCGUAGAGUCAAAGAACGCGGAAUCGAUAACGGUGAAAAAUUCAUCGGACCGCGAGACGAGUAGCGCUACAGGUAAUAUAGAGCCAGUAGAUAAGACCGUGGAGUCGUUAGACGGCGUGGACGUAAGUAGCGAAGUUAGCUCGGGAGAGGAUGAUCCCGAGAGCAAGCAGCCCGUAGCGCCGGUAGAGCACGUAGAAUCUAGUUCCAAGUCGGAAUCCGCGGAAGCGGGCGAUACGAGGAUCGACGAUAAAAAUCUGGCGAACGAAAACGGUACGUGGCGGAAUGAGGACGUUAGGAAUGCGUCCGAUUUUUCGGACGUCGUGAAGGAAACGCGAGAACUCUCCCGGGAGGAAUCCUCCGAGUCGGACAUUUGGCCUGCCCGUGAAAACAGCACGGAUAGAGCCGAAGAACCUCAGCACGACUACCCCUUGCCGAUUUAUAAUUACGAGCCAGACGAGGUCGAGAUCGUAAAGCUGAAUCAAGGUACCACGAAGAAGACCAAGCAAUCGUCGUACAAGAACGAAUUGACGAACGACGUGCCUCCAAUGCGACCGGUUAGCGAUCUGAGAGUGAUCACUCACGAGGAAAGCGAUGAGGAAUUCUUACGAGAGUUUGAAAGGAAGUUCCGCGAGGAUGAGACCGAUUCGAAACCGCGCGACGACUCGUCUAAGAAAUCUGUGGAACCUGACGACGUGAAACCACCUUUAACGCAGCAAGUGAAGAUCGUCGAAGUGCCGGUCGAUCGUUCUCAUCAACCGUCACCGGCGUCACGAGUGCUUGUGAACAUAACGAUCGCUUCGGGAGACUCAGGUGCCUCUAAAGCGCUGUACGUGCUCUCCGUUUCCGUGCCCACGAGCGGUGACGCCGAGCGACCGAGUUCCGAGGAACGAGUCCGGGUGCAGGAGCACCACGUAGCCGAGGAGUCGCAUGAUAACAGGCUGCCACCACCCCCGCAGCCGCCCUCGUCGCCGCCACCGCCGAUCUGGGCCGGUGGCGAGUGCGAAUGCUCCUGUCCGUGCAUGGGCUCGGCCUCCGACGAGUGGGACAGCUUCUCAGCUAUCGACGAGACCUUCGAACAAGAGCAGCCGCACAGUUUGAACGUAACAAUGGACGAACCGGAGCAUCAGGCUCAGAUGACUGAUAUUAAACGGAUCGACGAUAACACAGAGACCGUGGAGAAUUUAGUAAAAGGCGACGAGAACGACUCGCUCGCUUCGACCACGGAAGAGAGCAGUUCUGUAAAUUGGACCACCUCGAAUUACGAGACAGAAUCGAGCAGCGUAGGCUCAGGGUGUUCUGGGAUUACACCCUUACCCCCAGAACCCACUAUACUGAUUCUGGAAGGUGCGAGAACGUUCCCGGCCAGGUCUUUCCCGCCGGACGGCACGACUUUCGCGCAAGUGAGCCUGGGACAGAAGCUGAGCAAGGAGAUACCGCCUUACAGCUACUGGAACAUGCAGUUCUACCAGUCGGAGGCCGCUUACGUGCGGUUCGACUAUAAUAUACCGCGGGGCGCGAGCAUCGGCGUUUACGCGAGGAGGAACGCGCUUCCCACGCACACCCAGUAUGAUCUCCUUGAGGUGCUGAGUGGUUUCAAGGCCAGGACCACCAGGGCGUCCCAUGUUAGUGUCAUUCCAUCGAUCAAAAAGGAAGUGACACACUAUAUGGAGCCCGGGCACUGGUUCCUUUCAUUGUACAACGACGACGGCGAUCCUCAGGAAGUGUCGUUUAUAGCUAUAAUUGCGGAAGACAUGACGCACAAUUGUCCGAACGGCUGCAGCGGAAAGGGUGAAUGCCUGCUCGGUCACUGUCAGUGCAACCCUGGUUUCGGUGGCGAGGAUUGCAGCGAAAGCGUCUGUCCUGUCCUUUGCAGUCAACGCGGCGAGUACAUAAACGGCGAGUGUCAGUGCAACCCCGGGUGGAAGGGCAAAGAGUGCUCGCUGCGGCACGACGAGUGCGAGGUGCCCGAUUGCAACGGGCACGGGCACUGCACGAACGGCAAGUGCAAUUGCGUGCGCGGCUACAAAGGCAAGUUCUGCGAGGAAGUGGACUGUCCGCAUCCGACGUGUUCCGGUCACGGUUUCUGUGCGGAGGGUACCUGCAUCUGUAAGAAAGGCUGGAAAGGAGCGGACUGCAGCCAGAUGGACAAGGAGGCGUUGCAAUGUCUGCCCGAUUGCAGCGGACACGGAAACUUCGAUCUCGAGACGCAGACGUGCCUCUGCGAGCCCAUGUGGUCCGGCGACGACUGUUCCAAAGAACUGUGCGAUUUGGACUGCGGUCCGCACGGUCACUGCGUGGACAACGCGUGCGACUGCUUGCCCGGUUGGUCCGGCGAGCUGUGCAACUUGAAACAAUGCGACCCGCGAUGCAACGAGCACGGCCAAUGCAAGAACGGUACCUGCUUGUGCGUGACGGGUUGGAACGGGAAACACUGCACCAUGGAAGGAUGCCCGAAUUCCUGUUCCGGACACGGACAGUGCCGCGUCAGCAACGACGGCCAGUGGGAGUGCAGGUGUUACGAUGGCUGGGACGGCAAGGACUGCAGCGUGCUCCUCGAGCAGAACUGCAACGACGGGAGGGACAACGACAAAGACGGUCUUGUCGAUUGCGCGGACCCGGAGUGUUGCUCGAAUCAUAUAUGUCGUAGCAGCCAACUUUGCGUGUCGGCGCCGAAACCAAUCGAUAUUCUUCUGCGAAAGCAGCCGCCGGCUAUCACCGCGUCCUUCUUCGAGAGGAUGAAAUUUUUAAUCGACGAGGGCAGCCUGCAGAACUACGCCCGGCAGGAGACGUUCAACGAGAGUAUGUUCUGGAAUCACUUCAACACAAGCCGAUCGGCCGUCGUGCGUGGCCGGGUUGUCACGCAUCUUGGCACCGGGCUGAUGGGCGUGCGAGUCAGCACUAGCACACCCCUGGAAGGCUUCACCCUGACCAGGGACGAUGGCUGGUUCGAUCUCCUGGUGAACGGCGGUGGUGCGGUCACUCUACAGUUCGGAAGGUCGCCGUUUAAACCACAAAGUCACAUCGUCUUCGUCCCUUGGAACGAGGUCGUGAUAAUCGACAAGAUCGUGAUGAGCACGGCGGAAGAGAAACAGCCGAGUCACAUUCCUCACGCGUGCGCCGCGCACGAUUACGACCUGAUGAAGCCGGUGGUCCUCGCGACGUGGAAGCACGGUUUCCAGGGUGCUUGCCCGGACAAGAGCGCGAUUUUAGCCGAAUCUCAAGUGAUACAAGAAAGCCUGCAAAUACCCGGGACCGGGUUGAACCUCGUUUACCACAGCUCUCGAGCGGCCGGCUAUCUCUCUACGAUACAACUGCAACUGACGCCGGAAGUGAUACCGCCGACCCUGAACCUGAUUCACCUCAGGAUCACCAUCGAGGGGAUUUUAUUCGAAAAGACUUUCGAAGCUGACCCGGUGAUCAAAUUUACGUAUGCGUGGAACCGAUUAAACGUCUACAGGCAACGAGUGUACGGAGUGACAACGGCUAUGGUGAAAGUGGGCUACGAAUACAGCGACUGCAAGGAUAUCAUCUGGGACGUGCAGACGACGAAGCUCAGCGGACACGAUAUGUCAAUUUCCGAAGUCGGAGGCUGGAAUCUGGAUAUCCAUCAUAGAUACAAUUUCCAUGAAGGAAUAUUACAGAAAGGAGACGGCUCGAAUAUCUACCUGAAACAGAAGCCGAGAGUCAUACUGACGAGCAUGGGAGAUGGACAUCAGAGACCGUUGGAAUGUUAUGAUGACUGCGACGGUCAAGCUUCUAAGCAAAGGCUGCUCGCACCAGUGGCUCUUGCAACUGCUCCUGAUGGUUCCAUCUUCGUCGGUGAUUUUAAUCUCGUCAGGAAGAUCCUCGUCGAUGGCACCGUACGCACUGUUGUUCGCCUCAAUGCAACCAGAGUAUCCUACCGCUACCACAUAGCUUUAAGUCCUCUGGACGGCUCGCUAUACAUAUCCGACCCGGAGUCACAUCAAAUCAUCCGCGUGCGCGACACCAACGACUACUCCGACCCAGACCACAACUGGGAGACAGUAGUCGGGUCCGGCGAACGAUGCUUACCUGGUGAUGAAGCCCACUGCGGCGACGGUGCCCUCGCGAGAGACGCGAAACUCGCGUACCCGAAAGGAGUAGCCGUGUCUGCCGACAACGUGCUCUACUUCGCAGAUGGUACGAACAUCCGAAUGGUAGACCGAGACGGUAUCAUCACAACAGUGAUCGGUAAUCACAUGCACAAAUCGCAUUGGAAACCGAUUCCUUGCGAGGGAACGCUGAACGUAGAAGAGGUGCACCUUCGCUGGCCUACAGAGUUAGCUAUCAAUCCUUUAGACAAUUCGUUACACAUGAUCGACGAUCAUAUGGUGCUGCAACUGGCCCCAGACGGUCGCGUUAAAGUCGUGGCUGGUCGGCCGCUGCACUGCGCCUCGCCGACUUCAUCGUUCGACACGGAGCUGGCCACGCACGCUACUUUAGUGAUGCCGCAGAGCAUUGCGUUCGGCCCAUCCGGGAAUUUGUACAUCGCUGAGAGUGACUCACAGAGGAUUAACAGAGUGCGGGUGAUUGGUACUGACGGCAAGAUCUCGCCAUACGCCGGAGCGGAAUCGAAGUGUAAUUGUCUCGAACGCGGUUGUGAUUGCUUCGAAGCCGAUCACUACCUUGCGUCCACUUCAAAGUUCAAUACGAUAUCCGCAGUGGCUGUGUCACCUGAUGGUGUGGUCCACAUCGGAGAUCAGGCGAAUUACAGGAUCCGAUCGGUGAUGGCUAGCAUUCCGGACGCUAGCAACGCGAGAGAGUACGAGAUCUACUCGCCGGCUACUCAGGAGAUUUAUGUGUUCAACAGAUUCGGACAGCAUGUAGCCACGAAAAAUAUAUUGACGGGUGAGGUCGUUUACCAAUUCACGUACAACGUGAAUACUAGCAAUGGGAAACUCAGCACGAUUACGGAUGCGGCUGGUAAUAAGGUGUUCCUGCUGAGAGAUUAUAGCAGUCAAGUGAAUUCUAUCGAGAACACGAAAGGACAGAAGUGCAGGCUCAGAAUGUCGAGGAUGAAGAUGCUGCACGAGCUGAGCACGCCGGAUAAUUACAAUGUCACGUUCGAUUACCAUGGGCCAACUGGUUUGCUGAAGACGAAGCUGGACAGCACGGGCCGGAGUUUCGUUUACAAUUACGACGAGUUCGGUAGGCUCACAAGUGUAGUCACUCCAACUGGGAAGAUGUUCAGUCUCACCUUCGAUCUAAGCUUAAAGGGAGCAGUGGUAAAAGUGGGACAGAACAAUAGGAAGCCUAUCUCGAUGCUAAUUAAAGGAUCAUCCGUCAUAACUAAGAUCGGAGAAGCCGAACAACGAACAACAGUGUUACCCGAUGGAUCUGUGGGUCAAGUAACGCCGUGGGCUCACGCAGUCAGCACCGAUACCCUCCCAUACUCAGUGCUAGCUGAAAUCGAGCCACUGUUGGGUGAAAGUAAUCCGGUGCCAGCUAAACAGAGAACGGAGAUCGCUGGUGAUCUUGCGAACAGGUUUGAAUGGAGAUACUUCCUCAGGAAGCAACAGGGUAAUAAGAACAGAGGAAAUUCGAAAUCAGUGGCGCAGGUUGGGAGGAAGCUACGAGUGAACGGAGACAUUUUACUAUCCCUCGAAUAUGACCGUGAGACCAACAGCGUGGCGGUCUUCAUGGAUGACGUGGAGAUCUUGAACGUUACUUACGAUAGAACAGCGAGACCAGUCAAGUGGGGGCCAAGAAAUGGUAUCUUCUCUGGCGUUGAACUCGAAUACGAUCGAUUCAGUAGACUGACAAGCUGGACCUGGGGCGAUAUUAGCGAGACUUAUGGUUUUGACACGGCUGGAAGAUUGUACGAAAUCAAAUACAGCGACGGCACUUCAAUGGUGUAUGCAUUCAAGGAUAUGUUCAGCAGUCUUCCACUGAAAGUGACCACGCCUAGAGGAAGCGAUUACUUGCUACAGUACGACGAAGCCGGAGCGUUACAGUCGUUGACCACGCCGCGGGGACACAUUCACGCGUUCUCGUUGCAAACGUCUCUUGGUUUUUACAAGUAUCAGUAUUAUUCGCCGAUGAACAGACAUCCGUACGAGAUUCUGUAUAACGAUGACGGCCAGAUCUUGGCUAAAGUGUAUCCUAAUCAGAGCGGCAAAGUCACUUUCGUGUACGAUCAUACUGGCAAACUGGAGACCACCCUUGCUGGGCUGUCUUCGAUCCACUACACCUACCAGGAGACCUCGAGCCUAGUUCACAGCAUCGACAUCACCGAACCGAACUUCGAGAUGCGACUCGAAUACAAGUAUCACGCCGGCAUCGUCAAAGACGAGAAGAUUAAAUUCGGUAGCAAGAGUGGUUUAGAUAACGCGCGUUAUCGUUAUCAGUACGACGGCAACGCGAGGAUCUCGGGCAUCGAGGUUGACAUCAACGGGAAGCAACUACCACAGCAGCGUUUGAAAUACAAUCAGAAUCUUGGAAUACUGGAAGGCGUGGGCGAUUUACGAAUAUAUAGAAACCUGUUCAAUAGAUCUGUGAUGCACGAUACCAGCAAACAGUUCGUGACCGUCACUGAUUAUGACGAACACGGCAGAGUUAAGACAGUUCUGAUGAACAUACGCUCGCUAGACGUGUUCCGUAUGGAACUCGAGUACGACAAUCGAAAUCGCAUAAAGAUGAGAAAGCUGUCUGUUGGAAAAGACGCCAUAGGGAAGAAGGAGUGGACUAAAAUGGAGAAGAUUACGUAUAACGCCGAUGGCCACGUCCUUGAGGUCGCUGAUACGGAGAACAAUUGGCAAUACGCUUACGACGAAAAUGGUAACGUGAUCGGCGUCACGGAGCACAACGAGAAGAUCGCGUUAGGGUACGACAGCGGAGACAGGGUCGUUCAAUACGGCGACGUUGAGUUCAAUUCUUACGACGCUCGGGGAUUCGUCGUGAUUCGUGGAGAACACAAAUACAGUUACAAUUCACGAGGACAGCUGAUUCACGCGUCGGAGCAUAAGAAGUUCCAGAUACGCUACUUCUACGAUGACCGCGGCCGUCUUGUAGCUUGGAACGACGACCGUGAGAACAUCACGCAGUUCUUCUACGCGAACCCCAGAACACCUGACCUGAUCACGCACGUUCACUUCCCGAAGUCUGCGAAGACCUUCCGGUUCCUCUACGACUCUCGGAACUUCCUCAUAACGGUGGAAACGUCCGAGCAGAGGUUCUACGUGGCAACCGAUCAAAACGGUUCUCCAUUGGUUCUGUUCGACACGAAUGGGAACGUGAUCAAAGAGAUGAGGCGCACACCGUUCGGGAAGAUAAUCAAAGACACCAAUCCAGAUUUCUAUCUACCCAUCGACUUCCACGGUGGUCUCCUGGAUCCGAACACCAAGUUAGUGUACUUGAACAAGAGACUGUACGAUCCGACAGUCGGCCAGUGGAUGACGCCAGCCUGGGAGCAAAUGGCGAACGAGCUCACUACUCCUACAGACAUCUUCAUCUACCGUUUCCGCAACAACGACCCCAUCAACUUCAAACAGAACGUUGAGUACAUGACCGAUUUGAGUAGCUGGCUGAAAUUGUAUGGAUACGACAUCUCAGCGAUGCUCGGCUCCGAGUACAUGAAACAAAUGGUGUACCAGCCGAACGCAAUGGUCACUUCACCUCAACUGACGCCAGAUUUCGGCGUCAUGUCCGGCUUGCAGUGCAUAGUGAACCGCGUUCACGAGAAGUUCUCCGACCUCGGGUUUGUACCGAAACCACUGCUGAAAUUGGAACCAAAAACGAGGAAUCUCCUUCCUCGCGUGGCUCACCGUCGCGCAGUUUUCGGUGAGGGAAUUUUGGUGUCACGCGUCGGUGGACGUGCUCUGGUCAGCGUCGUCGACGGCGUGAACAGCGUCGUGUCGGACGUGGUCACAUCCGUGUUCAACAAUUCGUACUUCUUACCGUUGCACUUCAGCGUCCACGAUCAAGACGUGUUCUAUUUCGUGAAGGACAACGCGUUAAAGAUUCGCGACGACAUGGAGGAACUACGUCGGUUAGGCGGAAUGUUUAACGUUUCUACGCACGAGACAACGGAGCACGGCGCAGGUACUUGGAAAGAAUUGAGGCUGCACAAUCCAGACGCGGUAGUGGUGAUAAAAUACGGAGCGGACCCGGAGCAGGAGAGGCACAGGAUAUUGAAGCACGCGCACAAACGGGCAGUGGAACGAGCCUGGGAGAUCGAGAAGCAGCUAGUGAUGGCUGGUUUCCAAGGCAGGGGCGACUGGUCGAAGGAGGAAAAAGAUGAACUGAUCAGUAGAGGCACUGUGAGCGGCUACGAAGGUGUCGACAUACACAGCGUGCACAGAUACCCGCAGUUAGCCGACGAUCCUGGGAACGUGGCGUUCACCAGGGAUACCAAAAGGAAACGGAGGAAGAGCGGAAACAGGAGGAACAGAAUCCACAGGCACGACUCGUGAUUCGGGGACGCGACGCGUGAACGCGACGUCUGGGAUUUGAUUCACGCGUCUACGUGAAUCUGUCGAGGCUUAACCGAAUGAAGAGAGACAAGACUAACCUUCGUUCUAUACCGAAAGGACUCAUCGAGACCGCGUAUACGUGCCGUCUAUCCUCUUAUACUCCCCGAUCGUUCUCUCUAUCUUCUUCGCCGCCGCCCGUCGUUGUCUUCUUCUUCAGCGCACUCAGGAUGGAAGUGAUACGUGUUCGUUCUCGAAAAUCGCGCGGUCGCUGAUCCGUUGGAUUGUUUUUUACGUUCUGUAGGAGAUCCCGCUCGGUGUGCCAUAUUAGCGUGUCGCUUGUGAUUCACUCGUGUAAAGUAAUUUCCGUUUUGUCGACUGCGAAGAUUUCCGGGUUCGAGGGACAGCACAUUCCGAUUGAAAUUGUGAGCUAGUCAGAAGUUCGAGGAAUGAUAACGAACGUGAGGGAAGAUAAAAGAAGCUUGUGCGUGGUAACGAUCUCUGCUCGGAAUCGACCGUGAGGAGUUAAGAACCGGUGGAUGAACGUUCAAGGUGCCGUCCGUGAUUUGAAAUUCGAAAUGUUCGAGGGCGAACGUCGAGGAGUGCGCGGGAGGAAGGAUGAAGAGUUCUCUUACUGCCAGCUCGCAGGGAAUGAUCGAUCGAUCCGGAGCUUGGCGUAUAUUUCACAUGCAACAGGGUCUAACGAGUCGUGCGUACGCUCGCCGAGGCACACGCGAACGGGACGCUUCGAGGCCGACGUAUCCGGGGCGUUUUUCGUUCUCACGAAUAUAAUACAUAGGUGGGUUGACGAUUCUCGAGGAGACGACACUUGUUGAAAAAGGAAAUGCAAAACCGUAAAAGAGAGAGAGAAAGAUACGUCGACAAAUUAUACAGCAGAUAUUUUUAACAUGACGCAAAGAGAAGUGGUGUGUGUUAGUGUGAGGGCGUGCGAUUGUAAAUAUAUACCUACUCGACUAAUUGUAACGUGUAGAUAAUAUACAAUAUAAAAAGGUACAUAUAUAUAUAUAAAUAUAUAAAUAUAAAUAUAAAUAUUCGAAAAAACGAGAAACUGUCGAUAAUGCUUUUAUAUAUGUAUACAUGUAAACAGUCGUACACGGAGCCGCGUGUACGCGGACAACACGCGAGACACCUACGCCCAAUAUUGUUAUUUAGAGAACAGGUGCAUAUAAUAAUGAAUCGUGCGGAGAUCCGUUGAAUUGAUGGGGAAUUAAUCGGACUCAGGUUUACGCGAAUGAGUAAGCGAAUACACGCUCGCUCGUUCGCCUGUUAAGGACGACAUUGUAUCCACUGAAAAUUGAAACUCGCGUCUGAUCGUUGAGAUCCGAGUAACCAGUUCGGAAUCGAUUGAGUCGCCGCGCAAGGAAAUGGAUACGUGUAAAUAGGGAUCGAUAGCUACGAUAACGUUCGCGUGCCGCGCGAUAGCUAUGAUAAUCGAACGAUGAGAGGGCUGGGGGAUACGUAAUAGGUUUUGUAUGUGAUGGUUCGGUGUCAGUGCUUGGCAAUUGGCAAUUGCGGUGUUAACGAGACGAGCAAUAGACGGGGCAGGGCUGGAGUGUCAUGAUUAGGCGCAUCAAACAAGUUAAUAAUGUCCAGGUGGAGUAAUAAUAACGAUAUAAUAAUUACGAUAAUAAUAGUAAUAAAUAUGAUAACGUAAUAAUGAUAGUAAUAACGACGGUAUGGUAAUACCGAUACUAAUAAUAAUAGUAAUAAACUAAUUAAAGAGAAUGAAAGAAAUAAUAAUACGCGAUAUAAUAUAUACUAUUAUACGGAAAAUCCCCCGCCUAUCUUUCUACUAAAAAUGAAAAAAAUUAUUUUUUGAAUUGUGUCGUCAAAGAUGUCCUAUGUAACCGCGUGUCUAUGGGAUCGUCCCGUGGAAAAAUCAACCCUGCGCACCAUCGAGUAUAUCGAGUGAAUCUCUUAAUAAAAGUAAACGAACAAAAAAGAAUGAAUAAGAAAAACCUCCUCUCUGUUGUAAGAUUGUAAAACAAACUCGUCGGUGUUUAUCGGUGCUGGAUAAAAUCAAGGAGAAGUGUAAAAAAUAAUAAAAAUAGAGAAAUCGAGCUCUGGUGGUUUCGAGAACGGGAAGAAGCGAAGUUAAGCAGCAAUGAACAUAGAAAGUAAAGAACGCUAAUGAAAGAAAGAAUAUAAAACGACGCGAUAUUAAUACGUACGGUAUAAGUAAAUAUAUAAAGAGGAAAAAAAAAAA
Molecule: messenger RNA, 13293 nt
Organism: Ceratina calcarata
Lineage: Eukaryota; Metazoa; Arthropoda; Insecta; Hymenoptera; Apidae
Gene: Ten-m
Product: teneurin transmembrane protein Ten-m
Exons: 17
Coding region: 1245-11069 (3274 amino acids)
Biological process (GO): motor neuron axon guidance
Source: RefSeq, a predicted model, not a curated record